AGUACCUGUCGCUCCGGCACACGGCCUUCAGAGAUGGACAAGUUCAGAACUGUUCUGGACUUUGCCAACAAACAGACCAACCUCGGCUUCGGCUUGGUGGCGCUGCUCACGGCGGGAGGGGAGCAGGUCUUCUCCUCGGCGGUCUUCAAUUGUCCCUGCAGCGACCUGAACUUCCUCUACGGGAUGGUGUUCCUGCUCGUGCCCGCCCUGGCGCUGCUGCUGCUCGGCUACAUCCUGAGCAAGAAGACGUGGAAGCUGCUGACCGGCGUGUGCAGCCGCCGCCGCUCCGCGCGUUCCCGCUGGAAGUCUCUGACCGGCACCGCCGCCGCGCUCUUCCAGAUCAGCUCCGUGGCGCUGGUGGCGCCCUCCAGCUGGAUCGCGGUGGCGCUCCUCAACGGGAAUUACUACGAGUGCGCGAUGACCGGGACCAACGUGAGCGCGUUCGAGGGACUCCUGUGCGGGGCGGAGAGCUCGCGGGUUUCGUGCCGGCAGCAGCUGCACAGGUUCCCCUGCGGGACGGGCAGCGACGUGCCGAAGGUCGUCAGGGACGAUGUUCUGCUCGCACUGAGAGCGCAGUCUCAGAUCCUGGGCUGGCUGCUCAUCGCCUCCGUCAUGUUGUCCAACCUUCUGCUCAACUGCCUGGCUCGGUGCACCUCCCCCAUCAGCUACCAGCAGCUCAAGUUCUGGGGAGCGUACAUUCAGGAGGAGAGCAGCCUGAUCGAUUUGUACAGCGCCGAGCACGCCAAAGAGCUCGCCGAGAGGAACCUGAAGAGCUUCUUCGGCCGGACCCCGCCCAAAGACAUCGUCACCCCUUCCAGCAAGGAUUGGGAGAAGAUCUCCAGCCUCUACAAGUUCCGCACCAGAGACCAAUUCUACAGCACCCUGCACCGGUACGUGGAGAGCGGUCAGGGGAACGACAGCGCUAUGAUGAGGAUGGCCUCCAUCCUUUCCAACGAGCCCGCCGACAACCCCCCGGCUGUUCUGGGUUUUGUAGACGAAGGCAGGAUGGCGCUGUGACGCGGCCUCCCGGGCAGCAGAGGAUCGUCUGGGUUGGAUGGGCGCUGGAUUUGCCGACCAUCCAGGGAGCCGACAAUCUUGUGAGCACUCGGGAGGCCGAUUUAAGCAUUGCACUGAUCCUGACUGGAUGAUGGCGGCAGUUAAGGUUGAGAGAUCGCCAGGAGUUAUCCCAGGCAGGGCAUACAUAUUUUAACCGUGUGCACCUGAAACCGAAAUUGUCGAUGACAAUUAGGACACGCAGUGUGUGAAACAAAAAACUCUCCGUUCUUUUAGCAAUAUAAUGAUACAAAGGAUGACAAGACAAAGCAGUUGGCAAUGCGAAUAAAAGCAGAGCGGUGAUUUCAAACAAACAGCAGCAACAGAGAGGCAGAUGGUAAAACUGAUUCAUGCCAGCAAUAUCUGCCCACAAUUCAUUUCUAUGCAAAGUUUCAUCAGGAAAUGGGUCAACUUCACCACUUCCUGUACAGGACACGUGCAAUAAAAUUAAAGUUACUAUGAGGAACCUUUAACUGGUUAUACCAGUCUGAAGAUAUCAGAAUAUAUUUUGUCAGUGAGGUUGGCGGUCGUUAUUUUAAUGCUUGCAGGUUGAAUUCUGCACCAAAUCAGACCAAAUAAAAUUCAAGUUUCACUUUGAAACUGGUUUAGCUCAGACUCAGGCAACCUUAUGCGGGACUCAGAUCUGGUUUUGCCUUUUCAUUUAUUUGUGAUGACCUUGCUGAUGGCGUUGCCGUAGAAGCAGCAGAUGCAGAAUCUUAACCAUUUCCUGUUUAAUGCUGUCAGAGUAGUCGCUCUUAUGGGAAUGGAACAGAGAGAAAACAACAACCCAAGAGCAUGUGAUCACUUCCUCGGCCCACUCUGCUGCUGAUGCGUUCUGCCUCUCUGCAGACAAUUGUAUCUAUGGCAACGUUUCAAAACGUUGAACGAAGGCUCUCGUUCUUCAUGGAUUUUUUUGUGCCUGCAGGUUUUUUUCCCCCCUUUUUUGCACAUUCCGACAUUCCAGAUGAGGAACUGAAAAUGUUCUCUUUGCUGAGACUUUGUUGUGUUUAAUGACUGUGUGCAAAAAGAGAAACAAAUCCAGUUGUCCUACUCGUUUUAUGUUGAUUAACCCGCAACCUGCUCCGUAUAAAAGUGAAUAGAACCCGAAGCAUGA
Messenger RNA from Gasterosteus aculeatus aculeatus (three-spined stickleback), 2167 nucleotides. RefSeq names its product calcium homeostasis modulator family member 6 (gene calhm6). Gene Ontology annotation, molecular function: monoatomic cation channel activity. The record is from RefSeq and is a predicted model, not a curated record. Gene Ontology annotation, cellular component: plasma membrane. Lineage: Eukaryota; Metazoa; Chordata; Actinopteri; Perciformes; Gasterosteidae.